AGACAUAGUUACACACAAAAGAGUUUGUUUUUCGAAGAACUGGUUUGAUGGUUUCCUUUUCUUUCAUGUAAAGCCAAUUUUACUUUCAUCUUCAACCGAAUCUUUACUUUGUCGGCUUUUUUCUGAAAAUGGGUCUCCCUCAAAUCUAUCUGCAAAUGGUUGGUUAGUUCGAUCUACUGGCUGUAGAGAAAGCUCAGAGAUUUGGUUUGCUUAAACAAUGAAGUGUUUCGGGCUUCUCAUUCAUUUCAAGUAACUAGGUUGUACGAGACCAUGCUUGUGAUUUGAAGCCUAUGGCUUCUCAUAACUAGGGCGCACAAAGGACUUGAUACAUUGGGAUAGCAGGAAAUUUUAUAAAUAUGGAAAACGGGGAAGAUAGCACCAGGUUUCAGUCCUUAACGGCCACAACUUUAAGGAAUAUGUCAUCAUCAUCUUCUGCCUUCUUUUCAGCAAAUCAGUCGCCCUUCUUCUCGCCAAGAUCGCCAACGUGUCAUUUAUCAGAAUCAACACGGUCUGACAAUCCAUGUGACAGCAUUAAUUUAAGUGUUGAUCCUCCUAGCUGCAGCUCAGGAUAUCCAGAACCCGAGUCUCUAAAAAAUGUCAGAAUUACCUUUUCAAACAUUUCGGCAACCCAAGCUGCCCGUACUUUGGUUGAUUUCCAGAAGUUUGAUGGCAUAUCUUCCUCAGCUGGCAUUUCCAACAGCACCCCAUCUAGUUAUGGCCAUGACCAUGAAAAUGGUUAUUCUCGGCAUAGAGAGAAGCAGAGAAAGCAUGCAAGUAGCUACCCUAGCUCAUUUACUCCCGGUUCAGUCUCCCUUUCCUCCAAUAGAAUGAGGAGCUGCGACGUAUUCAUUGGUUUGCAUGGACGCAAACCUUAUUUACUGAGGUUUGCUAAUUGGCUCCGUGCAGAGAUGGAGGUUCAAGGGAUGAGCUGCUUUGUAUCUGAUAGAGCUCGAUGUAGGAACUCUCGCAAACAUGGAAUUGUUGAGAGGGCUAUGGAUGUCUCUUCUUUUGGAGUUAUAAUUCUGACAAGGAAGUCUUUCAGGAACCCAUUUACUAUUGAGGAACUGCGGUUUUUUUCAGGAAAGAAGAAUUUGGUCCCAAUAUUCUUUGACUUGAGUCCUGGUGAUUGCCUUGUCCGAGAUAUAAUUGAGAAGAGGGGAGAGCUAUGGGGAAAAUAUGGAGGAGAGCUAUGGGUGUUGUAUGGAGGGCUGGAGAAGGAGUGGAAAGAAGCUGUCUAUGGCCUCUCUCGGGUUGAUGAGUGGAAAUUAGAUGCUCAGGAUGGCAACUGGAGAGAAUGCAUACUGAGGACAAUCACACUACUGGCAACGAGGUUAGGAAGGAGAAGUGUUGUAGAGCGAUUGAAUAAGUGGAGAGAAAAGGUAGAAAAAGAGGAGUUCCCUUUCCCUCGAAAUGAGAAUUUCAUUGGUCGGAAGAAAGAACUUUCUGAGCUAGAAUUCAUUCUUUUUGGUGAUGUUACAGGAGAUUCAGAAAGAGACUAUUUUGAACUUAAAGCUAGACCCAGGCGAAAGAAUUUGACAAUUGGGUGGCCUAAGAGCAGUUUAUUGGAGGAAAGGCGCAGGGAAAGGCAAUUUGAGAGCGGCAGCAGAAAGGGAAAAGAACCAGUUGUGUGGAAGGAGUCAGAAAAAGAGAUUGAGAUGCAAGGUACUGGUCUUCCUCAAAGGCAACACCAACCGAGGUCAAAAGGUGGUGGAAGGUAUGCAAGGAGAAAAAGAUCGAUGAGGAUUUUGUAUGGGAAAGGGAUCGCUUGCGUGUCAGGAGAAUCAGGAAUUGGGAAGACAGACCUUCUUCUGGAAUUUGCUUACAGAUACCAACAAAGGUACAAGAUGAUUUUAUGGGUAGGUGGGGAAAGCAGGUAUAUUAGACAGAAUUAUCUGAACCUCUGGUCAUUUUUGGAAGUUGAUGUGGGGGUUGAAUAUUGCUCAGAGAAAAGCAGGAUAAAAGGCUUUGAAGAGCAGGAAGAGGCUGCCAUUUUUAGAGUUCGCAAAGAGCUUAUGAGAAACAUACCAUUUUUAGUGGUGAUUGAUAACUUAGAGAGCGAAAAGGAUUGGUGGGAUCAUAAACUGGUAAUGGAUCUUCUUCCUCGUUUUGGUGGAGAGACCCACAUAAUAAUCUCCACACGCCUUCCCCGUGUGAUGAACUUGGAACCGUUGAAACUCUCAUACUUAUCUGGCAUCGAGGCAAUGACUUUAAUGCAAGGAAGUGGCAAAGACUACCCAAUUGAGGAAAUAGAUGCACUUAGGGUUAUUGAGGAGAAAGUUGGCAGGUUAACUUUGGGGCUUGCAAUUACUGGUGCGAUACUGUCUGAGAUUCCUAUAACUCCAAGUAGGCUAUUGGAUACCAUUAAAAGAAUGCCCUUGAAGGACUUGUCAUGGAGCAGUAGGGAAGUACACUCGUUGAGGCAAAACACCUUCCUUCUGCAACUCUUUGAGGUAUGUUUCUCGAUAUUUGAUCACGCUGAUGGGCCAAUGAGCUUGGCAACCAGAAUGAUCCAGGCAAGUGGUUGGUUUGCUCCAGCUGCAAUUCCAGUUUCCCUGUUAGCCCAUGCUGCUCACAAGAUACCCAAAAAGCAUCAGGGGAACGGAUUCUGGAGGAAUUUACUGCAUUCCUUAACUUGUGGUUUGACUUCAUCAUACACCAAAAGAUCAGAAGCAGAAGCUUCUUCCAUGUUGUUGAGGUUCAAUAUUGCAAGAAGUAGUACCAAGCAAGAUUAUAUCCAUUUCAAUGAGCUCAUCAAGCUUUAUGCUCACAAAAGAGGAGUGAAUGGAGCUGCGCAAGCCAUGGUUCAAGCUGUAAUCAGUCAUGGGUCAAUAGCACAGCACUCUGAACAUAUGUGGGCGGCUUGUUUCUUGUUAUUUGGAUUUGGUCGCGAUCCUGUAGUUGUUGAGCCCAAGGUGUCCGAGUUGCUACAUCUUGUCAAAGAAGUGGUUUUGCCUCUCGCCAUCCGGACAUUCAUCACAUUCUCUCAAUGCAGUGCUGCUCUUGAACUUCUGCGGUUAUGUACUAAUGCUUUGGAAGCUGCAGACCAAGAACUUGUCACCCCAGUUGAGAAAUGGUUGGAUAAAUCACUUUGUUGGAGGUCCAUCCAGACUAAUGCUCAGUUGAAUCCUUGCCUUUGGCAGGAACUGGCUCUAUGCAGAGCCACUGUGCUAGAGACUAGGGCCAAGCUAAUGCUAAGAGGGGGACAGUUCGAUAUAGGAGAUGAUCUAAUUAGGAAGGCUGUUUUUAUUAGAACUUCAAUUUGUGGUGAAGAUCAUCCAGAUACAAUAUCUGCUCGUGAAACUCUGAGCAAACUGACCAGGCUUCUUGCAAAUGUUCAAAUUCAUACUUCAUCCUAGAUUCUAUAUUUCUUGUAAGCAUAGUUUACUCUAGAAUUAUACAAAGGUUGCAAAUAAAACUAUUGUAUACUUUUCGGAGGAAUUUUUUAUACCAUUUAACUCUCAAUUAGGUUCCCUUCCAUUUCUCA
Juglans regia (Persian walnut) is the source of this 3484-nucleotide messenger RNA. RefSeq lists its product as uncharacterized. Gene Ontology annotation, biological process: signal transduction; recombinational repair. The transcript has 3 exons. The record is from RefSeq and is a predicted model, not a curated record. Bases 357 to 3356 code for a protein of 999 amino acids. NCBI's taxonomy places the organism in Eukaryota, Viridiplantae, Streptophyta, Magnoliopsida, Fagales, Juglandaceae.